Messenger RNA from Anastrepha obliqua, 2466 nucleotides. RefSeq names its product protein suppressor of forked (gene su(f)). The transcript is spliced from 10 exons. Gene Ontology annotation, biological process: mRNA 3'-end processing. NCBI's taxonomy places the organism in Eukaryota, Metazoa, Arthropoda, Insecta, Diptera, Tephritidae. The record is from RefSeq and is a predicted model, not a curated record. Gene Ontology annotation, molecular function: protein binding; mRNA binding. Gene Ontology annotation, cellular component: nucleus. The coding region runs from base 212 to 2380 and encodes 722 amino acids.
GUUUACCUUCGCUUCUGGCGUCUUUUGCUAAUUUCUAAAAUUUGCGACAAAUUAAGAAAUAUAUUAGAAGAAUACUAUUGAAAUUUCGCAAAACGAAGUGCAGUUUGUAUACAAUACGUGUUUUUGAGCGGGUAUAACAAUAUAUAUAUCUGUUGAGCGUCACUACAAAGGAUAGCAACAGCCGCGUGUACCGGUACUUAAAGCAAUAAUCAUGUCUGUACGGGAGCAAAUUAAGAUUGAUAUAGAAUGGGGCCACGAACGUUUGGUGCGGUCUCAACAGGUGGUGGAGAUGCGUCCCUAUGACAUCGAAUCGUGGUCUGUGUUGUUGCGUGAGGCACAAACUCGGCCGGUAAACGAUGUACGCAGCUUGUAUGAAUCACUGGUGAAUGUAUUCCCGACUACAGCGCGUUAUUGGAAAAUCUACAUCGAGCAGGAGAUGAAGGGUAGAAAUUUUGAACGUGUUGAAAAGUUGUUUCAGCGUUCUUUGGUAAAAAUUUUAAAUAUCGACUUGUGGAAGUUAUAUCUGACUUAUGUAAAGGAGACAAAAGCUGGGUUGAGCACGCACAAAGAAAAGCUUGCGCAGGCUUACGACUUUGCUCUAGAGAAAAUUGGCAUGGACUUGCAUUCGUUUUCCAUUUGGCAGGAUUAUAUAAAUUUUCUGCGCAGUGUUGAAGCAGUGGGUAGUUACGCGGAAAAUCAAAAAAUAACAGCUGUACGACGAGUUUAUCAGAAAGCGGUGGUUACGCCCAUAGUCGGCAUCGAACAAUUAUGGAAAGACUAUAUUGCGUUCGAGCAUAACAUUAAUCCAAUAAUAUCGGAGAAGAUGACUUUAGAGCGUUCUAAGGACUAUAUGAACGCACGCCGAGUUGCCAAGGAGCUUGAAAUACUCACCAAAGGACUGAAUCGCAAUUUACCUGCUGUACCACCAAUGCUAUCCAAAGAGGAAAUGAAGCAGGUUGAACUGUGGAAAAAAUUUAUUGCUUUUGAGAAAUCAAAUCCACUACGAACUGAGGAUACAGCACUAAUAACGCGUCGUGUCAUGUUUGCAACGGAACAGUGCUUGUUGGUGCUCACUCAUCAUCCGGCGGUGUGGCAUCAAGCCGCACAGUAUCUCGAUCAAAGCGCUCAAGCGUUAGCAGAAAAAGGCGAUACGCAAGCUGCUAAAAUUUUCGGCGAUGAAUGCGCUAACAUAUUAGAGCGUUCGAUCAACGGCGUUUUAAACAAAAAUGCUUUGCUCUACUUUGCUUAUGCCGACUUCGAGGAGGGACGCAUGAAGUACGAUAAAGUGCAUGCUAUGUACAAUAAAUUGCUGUCCAUACCGGAUAUUGAUCCGACACUGGCUUAUGUGCAAUAUAUGAAAUUUGCGCGUCGCGCGGAGGGAAUCAAAUCGGCGCGCGCUGUCUUCAAGAAAGCGCGUGAAGAUGUGCGCUCACGCUAUCACGUUUUCGUUGCCGCUGCUCUGAUGGAAUACUACUGUUCGAAGGAUAAGGAUAUUGCUUUUCGUAUUUUCGAACUUGGUUUGAAACGCUUUGGCGGUAGUCCAGAGUACGUCAUGUGCUACAUUGAUUACUUGUCACAUUUGAAUGAGGAUAAUAACACGCGCGUGCUGUUUGAGCGCGUACUAUCGUCAGGUGGCCUCACACCAACACUCAGUGUGGAUGUGUGGAAUCGCUUUCUGGAAUUCGAGUCCAACAUUGGCGAUCUCUCGAGUAUUGUAAAAGUGGAGCGACGGCGGAGCGCUGUGCUGGAAAAUCUGAAGGAGUAUGAAGGUAAGGAGACUGCACAGUUGGUGGAUCGCUACAAAUUUUUGGAUCUUUAUCCCUGCACAAGCGUUGAGCUGCGCUCUAUCGGUUACACAGAGAAUGUUGGUAUCAUGACGAAUAAAUCACUAUCCGCCACAGCUGCUAAACCAGAUGAACCCGAUGUGGAACAGGUUGUCUCAUUGCCACGCCCUGACUUCUCACAAAUGAUACCCUACAAGCCGAAAGUGAAUUCGCAUCCCGGCGAGCACCCGCUUGCAGGUGGCACCUUCCCACAGCCGCCCGCAUUGGCUUCGCUAUGUGCACAGCUGCCGCCGCCGGUCUCCUUCCGCGGCCCGUUUGUCUCCAUUGAAAUGCUUUUCGACAUUUUCAACCGCAUCAAGCUGCCAGAUGCUGUUCCCCUGCCCGUCGGUGAUCAUGGUUGCGAUACUAAACUCUUUGAUCUGGCCAAGUCGGUGCAUUGGAUUGUCGAUGACAGCGUGUGUACCGGCGAUGCGGGUAGCCUGAAGCGACGGCGCAUGCUGCCCGGCGGUGACGACAGCGAUGAGGAGACGCAGACACCGGCGCCACCCGCCAAUGACAUAUAUCGUUUGCGACAGCAAAAACGAUUCUCCAAAUAAACUAUGCAUUAACACAUUUUAAUAUAAAUUUAAAUAUACUUAUAGCUCUUGGAACUUAGUAAAAGCGCUGAAUUUUACAACGUAAA